This is a messenger RNA of Panicum virgatum (switchgrass), 4825 nucleotides long. RefSeq names its product nuclear intron maturase 3, mitochondrial-like. Gene Ontology annotation, biological process: mRNA processing. The record is from RefSeq and is a predicted model, not a curated record. The transcript is spliced from 4 exons. NCBI's taxonomy places the organism in Eukaryota, Viridiplantae, Streptophyta, Magnoliopsida, Poales, Poaceae. Bases 110 to 2359 code for a protein of 749 amino acids.
UCCCUCGAGUCCUCGGCGCAGCGGCGCCACGAUCGGCGACCGAAACCUCUCCUUUGCUGCCGCCCGGCCGCCGCAGCCGACCCACACCGCCUCCACCUCCACGCGGCUCAUGCUCCACCGCCUCGCCCAUGCCCGCGCGCUCCACCGCCUUAUCCGCCUCGCAUCCAGCGCUGUCUCCACCGUCCCCGCCCCCGCGCCCGCACCCACUCCCACCGCCACCACUCCACCCGCCGCGCCGCCGCUCUCGCCCGCAGACCUCGAGCUCCUCCUCCGGCGCGGGCACUACUCCGCCUCCACCCACCGCUUCCACUCCCUCCUCGCGCUCCUCUCGCAUCCCUCCGUCCUCCUCGCCUCCGCGCUCCACCUCAGCCGCCGCGCGCACCCCUCCCUCCCCACCCCGCCCCAACCCCUACCCACCACCUUCGCCGCGGCCGCCGCCGCAUUCUCCUCCCCCUCAUCCCACCUCCGCCUCCUCCUCCCUUCCCGCCUCAAGGGCCAGCCGCUCGCACUCCCCACGCUCCCGCUGCGCCUCGCCAUGCGCUGCGCCGCGUCCGCCCUCGACGCCGUGUUCGCGCCGCGCGCGGCCACCUUCGCCUACCGCGGCCGCCACGCCGCCAUCCGAUACCUCAGGUCCAUCCCCAGCGCGUCCUGGUUCUUCCGCGUCGCCAUCCCGCGCCAGCGCUUCGGCCCCCGCCACGUGCGCCGCCUGCUCGACGCCAUCUCCGGUAAGGUCGAUGACCCCGGUUUCCUGGAGUACCUGAACGAGCUGUUCGUGUCUGAUGCGGUCGCGUUUGAGCUCGGCGGCUGCGAGCUCGGACGCGGGCUGCCACAGGAGUCGGAGCUCACGGCCACGCUGGUGAACAUAUUCUUGGAUCCCGUGGAUAGAGAGUUGAUGGCCGUCCGGGAGGAAGUGCACAAAAAGAAUCCUAAAAUGAAGGAUGACAGCGUUCUGCAUACACCUCUAAGAGUCUACGCAGUUCGGUAUCUCGAUGAUAUUCUGGUUGUGACGUCUGGGUCGAAGAUGCUCACAAUUGAGAUCAGGGACAGGAUCAUUUCUGUGUUGGAGAGGAAUCUGGAGUUGAAGGUGGACAGGUUGGGCAGCUCAGUCCAUAGUGCUGUGUCAGAGAAGAUUGAGUUCCUCGGGAUAGAAUUCCAAGCUGUGCCACCAUCAGUCUUGCACCCUCCCAUGUCAGAGAAAGCGAAGAGGGCAAGGAAGAAGUAUCUGAAGAUGAAGGCAGAAAAGGCGCAGGAGCUGAAAAAUGCACGAGAGACACGGCGGAAGAAGCUCGGCUUGAAGAUACUGAACCACUUGUUCAAGAGGGUGAGGCGGGGUGAGGAGUUUCAAUUUGAUUUUCAGAUUGAGAAUGAGGUGCGGCAAGUGUUCAAGGAUUGGGCAGAGGGGACAGUGGCUGAAUACUUCAAGUCACAGGAGCAUUGCCAGUAUUGGCACCGACUGCUUAGAUCAGGUGACUUCUUGUCACUGACUAGGGUGAGAGAUCAAUUGCCGCCUGCUCUGGUGGAUUCAUAUGACAAAUUCCAGGAGACACUUGACAGGUUUUUAAUGCCUAAGAAGGGCCAUGAAAUGGCAGAAGAAGAGGAGAGGCUAGCAGAGGAGGAAGAAGAGAAAGAGUACGAGAAGAGGACUGUUGAGGACUUGACAGAGUUGAAGAUGAGGGCUAAUGUGCCCAUAGAGCUUGUAAGGAAGGCAGUAAAGCUAGCUGGAUUCACAAACUCCAUGGGCCGACCACGACCAAUCAAGCUACUUCUCUGUUUGGAUGAUGCAGACAUCAUUAAAUGGUAUGCCGGUGUGGGAAGAAGGUGGCUAGAUUUUUUCUGCUGUUGCCGGAACUUCAAGAUGGUCAAGACUGUUGUCAGUUACCACUUGAGGUUCUCCUGCUUCUUGACAUUAGCAGAAAAGCAUGAGUGCACUAAGAGGCAAGCAAUUAGCCAUUUCACAAAGGAUUUAAAAGUAGAAAAUGAUGAUGGAGUGGCAGAAGUUCACUUUCCAACGGAACAGGAGAUCAAAAUGAUGGGUGAUAAGAAUUUAUCUGACCCAAAGCCUGUGGAUGGUGCCCUGACAAUGAUAUUGGUGAGACUGGCAGUCGAUGACAUGUCAUAUCCAUGCCUGGCGCAUUUUUGUGCAAACUCAGACACUGUGCUAUACAGAAUACGUUUGCUGCAAAAUCGCCUUAAUAUUGAUCCAUUGAAUGAGAAUAAGUGGGUCCAUGGACUAAGUGCCAUUCAUGAGAGCCUGAACAAGAAAUACCUCCCCUUGUGCUCUAUGCAUGCGAGUGAUCUUCUUCUCGGCAAGAUUACUCUUCAAGAUAUUGACUGUACUCAAUUUGUUGAUGUGGAAUGAGAAAAAGAAGUACUCAAACAAUGCCUCUUGCAGAUUGUAGCUCAUUCAGUAUUGCAGGUUGUGCCCAGUGCAUCAUACAUUGCUUUUAUUUUACUGAAUGGUUCAUGGACUCCGUUUCAAUACAUGAUAGAAGAUAUAUUUCUUUUUGUUUCCAGAGGACUGCAAUUUUGUAAGUGUUUAAAUUGCUGUUUGCAGGACUAGGAACGAACUGCAUGUCAAUAUACUCAGCUCAGUGGACUUGCCCCAGAAUUUCAAUCAUCUCAAAACAAUUCAUUCACAAUUGAAGGAUCUAUCUUAUCUGCCCAUCUGGCUUAGUGAUUUCUAAGUAUUGUAGCAGUGAUUAUGAUGGGCAGGUAAGAUUACUGAGUUGUCAUGUUAUUUUCUGUUCCUGCUAUAAGUAUAUUGAAUAAAUCAUUAAAAUUGGUAUCUACAUCAGCACCAAGCAGUUUGAUCUUAGCAGGAUGAUGAAGUGCACUCAAUUAUUAAUAUUAUGUAGCUUGAAAGAAACUUGCUAUCUUCACCUGAUGUUCCUAUUAUCAUCCUUUCAAUCAUGUUGAAAUCAUUUGUUUAGGUCCUGUCUGCUUGUCUCCUGGACUAAUUUAUUAGUUGGGAAUGACAUGUUUGUACUGUAGAAAUUCUUGGUAUUGUCAUUUUCUGAAUUCCAGAUAAACAUUUAAUGGAAUUGUUCUACAGAAAUACCGGAUAUAAAUGGUGUCCAAAUUCUGAUGUAGUUUAUGUGGAUGAUGAAUGGGAUUUACUUAGUGCAUGUUUUCAUCGUACAACUGUGGCAUAGGAUACAUAUGAAUCAGUGUUCCAUUAUUGUGCACUAGUUGGUUUUGAUAUUGAGUGCAAGUUGGUUUUGAUAUUGAGUGCAUAAGGAUUCCAAUAGCACCAACCAAUUCUAUAUGUUUGUAGGCUAGAUGCAUCAUAAUACCCAACUGCUGGAAUCCAUGGUCAAAGUGGUUCCUGCCUCUCCCUCACAUCCCUGUGGGUUUGCAUGCUGAACGGAAAGCCAUUUGUGAUAAUUUCCCUUGUCUACAAUGUUACGUGGUCCUCUUGACAUCAUAGCUUCCCAAGUGCAUUCCAUUAUCUCCUUGUUGUGGCAGAAGUUGCUAACAACCAUAUGCAUUCAUAACAUUGCUCCAGACAGAUAUGCAAUGUGCUACAUCCUGCAUGUGACACCUACCGAACUGUUUUUGUUUGUGAUGCCGCAUCAUGGAUUAGCAACAGGAUACACUGCCCCCCCUAAGAGACUUCCGACACCCCUCAUUUUAGACACAUGAGAAAGGGAGGUCCGGUCCAUGGAAUUGAGAACAGGAUAUUCACUUGCACCUUGAGGCAGUAGCCAAGAUUACAUGAUUGCUCUUUUGUGCAGGGCUCCUUGGUCCACCAGGGUGACAGUGCCUCCAUGCCAUCCACGCGGACAGCGGAGGAACAGUGGUUCCCAUAGUGCAGCCGCGUCGUCAUCGUCACUUCAAAUCCACAGCACCUCGAGCAGAGGUAUGUUCAUUGUGACUGCAAAGUGGAGAUCACAUCAUCACCUAGUGGCUAGUGCAAAGAUCAAAGAUCGCUAAGUUGAACAGUACCAAUCAGCAGGGCAAUAAUAGAUGGCCCCAAGUCUGUCAUGCAUAGUGUUCUGCAGAUCUUUACGUGCUUUGGGGUCGUCGCUUAUACACUGCAUAACUGUAAGCACCGGAAUGGGCAUGAACAGCACCAGAUCCAGACACACAGUUCUUUCUGGGAGGAACUGUAUGGAAGUCAAACUGUUCACAGCAGUCUAAACUAAGGGUCGCUGCCGAAUCUUAUCCGGUUUCCAUGUUCUUUGCACAACCAGUCGCUGACUGUACACGCUCAUGUGAUCCGUCUACUCUACAGCCUGCACGGCACGCACCUUGCAGCUUUGGCGCUGCUGCUGCAACUGAAAGGCUGAUAUGCUGAAUGCUCAGAAACAUCGUGGGGGCUCGGCGUUUCAGACCACGGCCAUUGGAAGACGGUGCCGGAACGAGUAAAAUAAUACCCCACUUGUCAGUGCCCCACUUGGGACGGCAUCUCUACAGGAUCAUUCUGGAUCCUGGAGCAUGUGAAGCUCGUCGCAUGCCCCCACGCGCGGUACAGCCUGAGCUGAGCUGAAGCUGAGCCAGUCCACCCGUCCAAAGCUCCCGGACCUCCCAACAACCGAGAGACACAUCAUGCGUCCCAACUGCCAAAUCAUAAGUGGAAGUGUCGAACCAGAUCAAAACAACAGGCAGGCUCAAACCGUAAGUAAACCGGCUCUUCCAAUCGCUGUUACUCCGCUUUGUUGUGGGCUGAAUCACGAGGGAGAGGGAGUUUACUGAUGGAGCUUGAAUCCGCUACUCUAUUUUUGUCUGCACAUGGUUUUGACCUUUGAUUUGCACGCAUAAGCGCACUUUUGCUAACAAUUCUACGCAAAAGCUUUUGUGCCGUAUCGUGGUUUUGCAGACUCAA